Messenger RNA from Rhodamnia argentea, 4350 nucleotides. RefSeq names its product polyadenylation and cleavage factor homolog 4. Gene Ontology annotation, biological process: termination of RNA polymerase II transcription. The transcript has 7 exons. Gene Ontology annotation, molecular function: mRNA binding; RNA polymerase II complex binding. Gene Ontology annotation, cellular component: cytoplasm; mRNA cleavage factor complex. The record is from RefSeq and is a predicted model, not a curated record. NCBI's taxonomy places the organism in Eukaryota, Viridiplantae, Streptophyta, Magnoliopsida, Myrtales, Myrtaceae.
GGUCGCCGCAGCCCCACCGCCGGACCGCUACUCGAGUCCGGGCCGAUAUUUGAGUCAACACUAUCGAGCUUUCUACCAUCCGUCGUAUCUCAUCACUAUUAUAAAAACGGCACUUGCUGGGUCUGAGCAGAGGAACGAAACGAAAAUCACAAACCCUACCGGCUAAACCAGCGAGGCUCGUUGGCCUUUGAAGGCGAGCUCCCUCCACUCUCCUCUCGCUCACCCCGCGACUCCUCUCGCCUCGCUCUCUGGAAAUUCGUCGCAGGCGUCGAGCUCGAACUCGCGGCCUCAGGCUCAUUUCCUGUGUAUCAUUUGAUCCUGCGUUCUUGUUUCUCCUCCGAAUUUUUUUUUUCCUUUUUGCAUCUUUUUCGAUUUCCCGAUGUGUAAUUAGCGCCGCUGUCUUCUCAAUUCGCUCUGUGUACACCGUAGGGAUAGGGUUUUCGAUUGUAAGAUCUCGGUUCUUGGUUCCGGAUGGGUGUAGAAUAGGGUGGAAAAAUCGAGUUUUGUUUGUUAAUUCAUGUUGUAAUGAAGAUGGGUAGGUUUUAAUUAGGGUUCUGUGUGGUGACGGAGAUGGAUGGCAUGCGUAGAUCGUUCGAUCGAUCCAGAGAAUUUGUUCCCAAGAAGCCUCGGUUGACAGAGGAGCUGGGCACGCGACCCUUUGCACUGAGGCCGGGGGCUCCGGUGGUGAAUCCGCCGCAACCGAGGUUCAAAUUGAGCGAUAGAGAAGUGGAUGGCAAUGAUCCGGCCAGUGAAGCUUACCAGCCACAGCCCCUGCCGCAGCAUCAGCAGCACCAGGAGCUCGUGGAGCAGUACAGAACAGCGCUCGCGGAGCUCACUUUCAAUUCGAAACCGAUAAUCACUAAUCUGACCAUCAUAGCUGGGGAGAAUUUGCACGCUGCCAAGGCGAUUGCGGCCACUGUGUGCGCAAACAUUAUCGAGGUUCCCAGUGAACAAAAGCUUCCAUCACUUUAUCUUUUAGACAGCAUUGUAAAGAAUAUUGGGAGGGACUACAUUAAGUAUUUCGCUGCGAAACUGCCCGAGGUUUUCUGCAAGGCAUAUAGGCAAGUUGAUUCUUCAGUACAUUCAGCAAUGAGACACCUUUUCGGAACCUGGAAAGGAGUCUUUCAUUAUCAGACUCUUCAAUACAUAGAAAGACAACUUGGCUUUGGCUCUACGGGUAAUGGUUCGUUGGCAUCUACAACAUCGAGGUCUGAUUCGCAGUCUCAACGUCCAGCACAUAGUAUACAUGUUAACCCCAAAUAUCUAGAGAGGCAGCGGCUUCAGCAGUCAAGCGGAGCAAAGGUAAAUGAUGUAGCUGGUGCUUUGGCAAGCUCAUCUGAGGAUUUAGAUAGGCUGGAUGGAGCACCUAGUGUUAGUGGUGGACAUACAUGGGAGGAUCCUCCAGUGAAAACGCAAAGCAUUCAGCGUUUACAUAGAGAUCCUCUUGGUGAAGCAGUUCAAGACAAGAACAUAGGUGUAGUUUAUGGAAAUUAUGACUAUGGUUCUGAUACGUCGAGAAGUUCAGCACUAGGAGCUGGAAGAAUUUCUGGUAAGAUUAGUGAGCAGGGACUCAGCAAGCCUUGGUAUGGAACUGGAGGUAGCGUUGCCCAAUCACCAUCCAGCCAAAGAAAUGGUUUUAGUGGGAAGCAUGGGUUUUCGAGUUACCAGCCCUCUAAAUCUACUAGCAUUGAUUCUCAUCUUCAGCCAUCACAUGGCAUCACAAAUAGAAGCGGUGGGAUCUCUAGUAGCUGGAAGAACUCUGAGGAAGAAGAGUUCAUGUGGGAUUCUGUGGACCCUAGAUCUAUGGAGCGCGAUAUGACCAACAUCCCUAGUAUCUCAAGAAAAGAUCGUUGGACUCUUGAUGGUUCAGAAGAAAUGGGAUCAAUAACUAACCUUGCAAAGCCACUUUCCAAGGAUGGGCUUAUACACACUGGAACUUCAAAUAAUUUGGGUGUGUCAGAGGGUUACCCUGGUAGAGUUGGUGGACUGUCAUCAAGUAUGAGUUCCUUUUCAAGGAGGGAAGUUGGAUCAGAGAUGAGAUCUCCUAACGUCAAACAAAUAGGCUCUGGCUUUUCUCCUAGUGCAGCCUCCUCAGGAAUCACAGGUAGCCAACGAAUACAGUCUCUAGGGCCUGCAUCACCUUCUGGACGGUCAUUAGCAUACCAGCAUUCUCUUUCUACUUCUGAUACACGCCUUACCCAUCAAAAGUUGCAAAAUUUGCCGGAGCAAAACUAUCCGUGAGCCCAAAUGCUGCCUCGCACCGAGUUUAAGACAGCUCAUCUGCCAGAAAAGUCAAGUGUAGGGCCAAAUAACGUACAUAAUCCGGAUUCCUUGUCUAAGUUUCGCCUCAAGGAAUUGAAGCUUUCUCCUCCUACAAUUCCUCUUCAAACAAGGCACCAUCGUCCUCAAUUGCAGCAGGCACGAUCUGAACCUGCAAUGCCAGAGAUAUUAGGUCAGAACAAGAAGCCACUUCUCUCCCAAGCUUCUGAACAUGAUGCUUCUGCUGCCCCAGAGACGUCAGGACAAUCGAGUAAGAGUCGUUUAUUGGCUGCCGAUAUUGAAGGUGAAGCUGUCUCUAUUGAUGCUGCUGCUAUCCCACCAAGCCUGAGUGCUGUGGACCCAAGGUCUAUGCCGUCACGAGUACGUACCAAGCCUCCAUCAUUGACUGGGCCUCCCCCUAUCGACUUGGUCUCCUCUGAUUUGGGUGCUUCAUUGUCAACUCUCCUAGCAUCUCGUCAUGAUGACUCAUCGAUUUCAAGAGAUGCAUCUCAAGUGAAGGUGGGACUGCCAUCAGCGCCACCAGGUCCUCCAACUGUUGUUGAUAAUGCAGGUGACAGGAGUUCUAGUGCAGUAGAAACAACCUCAAAUCCAGUGUCGAGUCUCUUGAGCACAUUAGUUGCAAAGGGUCUGAUAUCGACAUCGAAGCCGGAGUCAACUUCCGUGUCUUCCCAAAUGCAUAUGAAAGUGCAGAACAAGGCCAAAGACAAUGUCGCUGCUGGAUUUGGCCCAGAUUCUUCAGCCUCGGUUGUGCCGGUAUCCUUGACUGAAGAUGAUGUGCCCAUUGUGGAGCAAGUUACAAAGAGCUCUACUCCCCCCUUGCCUCAUUCGCCUAGAGAAAUAAAGAACCUCAUAGGUUUUGAGUUUAAGCCAUCUGUAGUUCGAGAGUUCAGUGAAUCUGUGAUCAGUGAACUCUUCGAGGACUUCCCCCACAGGUGCGGCAUAUGUGGGGUGCAAUUAAAAUUUCAAGAGCACCUGGAUCAACACUUGGCUUGGCAUGAUUCAAAAGAUCCUGAAUCAAGAGGUGUGCUUGUUCCAUCAAGGGGAUGGUAUCCAAACUUAUCUGAUUGGGUAGCUCGGAAAGUAUACCUUCCAUGUGAAUCUGAACAUUUUGGUUCAGAAGAAAAGAGUGGCGAGACGACUGAGAUGCAUGGACCGAUGGUUCCUGCAGAUGAAUCUCAGUGUGCUUGCAUCUUAUGUGGUGAGCUUUUUGAUGAUGUUUAUAGCCUUGAAAGGGAUGAGUGGAUGUUCAAGGGAGCAGUCCACAUGGAUAUCCCUUCUGCGAGUGGUACUAUGAUCAGCAUAAAAAACCAAAGUUCUCCUCAGGGUCCCAUUGUCCACGCAUCUUGCAUAUCAAAAAGUUCACUACAGGACCUGGGAUUGGCCAAUGAUGUAAAACUGGAGAAGGAUGCAUAAUGCUUGGGGUGUAGGAGCUGUUUGUAUGCCAGUGCACUGUUGCCAAAUGAAACCAACUGUGGGAAAUCAGGUUUGCUCUAUGCGGGCUGGGAACUAUGGCUUGCAUUAAGCUAAGUUUUGUUAUGUUCCAAAUGGUGCUGAGAUCUGUUUCUUCUGCAUUGAAAUUUUCUUGCCUGUAAUGUCUAUAGUCUGAAGGAAAUACACAUAUUUGUUUGCACCUCGAUUUUUCCUUCACUGAAGUGGUUGCUAUGUGUCUCUCUCUCCCUCCCUCCCUCCCUCUCUUUACUAUGUGGAGGGGCUGUGCGGUUGCGGACUUGCAUCUGAUGCUUUAUGACUGGCACUUUGAGCCCUCUUUGAUUAUCUGCAAGUUGGAUGGAAUGCGAGCUUCGAGGCACUCUUAGAAACAUUGCGCUGUCCCUUCUUCUCUGUAAAGAUCAUAGAUCCUGUAUCAAUACAUUCAGCAGCUUCUGAGUUUGUUUUUUUGCCCUUUUGCUCGUUUUCCCUCCUUUUAGUUGUAUACUUUGUUUCUUCCCUAGACCAAUGUGGACUUGAGUUUUUUUUUUCCCUUGAUGGAAGAGUAAAGUGCCCUUGAGUUGAUUAUUUACUGUUCUUUCACUUGUACUUUUCCAUCUAGUGAAUAAAUAUUGACUCCAUCUA